Molecule: messenger RNA, 471 nt
Organism: Aureobasidium subglaciale EXF-2481
Lineage: Eukaryota; Fungi; Ascomycota; Dothideomycetes; Dothideales; Saccotheciaceae
Exons: 1
Coding region: 1-471 (156 amino acids)
Source: RefSeq, a predicted model, not a curated record
AUGCUUGACGAUAGCGACCGUUGCAUUAUUAUCCCUAGCGACGAGGAGUUAGAUGCCUACUUCGCAGAACUUGAGCGAAGGCAAUUAGAGGCCAGGUGCUUUCUAACUCUACCGCCUAUCGAAUCACUAUCUCGCGAUACAUGCGCGGAAAUCUUGUGGAUUGUGGCUGGUGCUACGGAGGAGGAGCCUGUGAAGAUUUCGCUGUGGUUGGAGUUCAUCACUGACACGCUGUUUGGUGAGUGGGCUUGGGUCGUUCAUCUGGAUGAGAAAGUCUUGGAGGCAUACAGUUCUUGGGAUAGAUAUGAGGCAGCGGUGGAGACGAAUGUGAGGUUCGGAGCGAUGCUCAAAGGUAAGCCGCUGCUGGGACUGGUCAAGAAGUUUGCCUUUAAAGAGUUGCCUGAAGAUCACAAGGAGUUUCUGGCGAGCUUCAAGGCCCUUGAGAUUGAAGAAGAUAGUAAAGAUGGGGCCUGA